UUCCUUUUUUUUCCCUUUUUAUUCAAACGAUCAAGUAUGAGUGGUGUGGUUACCCUUCUUGUUGACUCGAAACCAUUGUCCGUUUUUUGUCACAUGAGAAAUUUUGGGUGUGGAGAUGGAGGAUGGACGCCAGUCAUGAAGAUUAACGGAAAUGAGGUGCAUACUGUUAAUGAAUGAUUUAUUUCGUAUAUAGACCCGCUCUCUUUCAAAACGUUGCAAAUUGCAAACGUGCAUGUCACAUAUGUAUGACUUUUGUUUUUCUUCGAGAAGGUAAUGCACAAAGAACAGACUUUGUUCAACGUAAAUUUCAAAACUUAUGGUGUUUAUAAUGACUUUUGAAAAAGAAAAGUUUAAAAGGAUGUAUAAAUAUAUCCUAACGUGUUUUCUUCUAGUAUCAUGUAACAGCUCACACCCUUAAAUACUUAGGAUUAGUUAUCGAUUCCUUUAUGUUGUGGCAUGAUCAUAUUGAUUAUAUUAGCAGUAAAAUUAGCAAAAGUCUAAACAUAAUCGCAAAACUGAAACGACAUUUAAAAGUUCAAUCUCUUCUAAGUGUAUACUGUGCACUUGUACAUCCUUAUUUAACAUAGGGCUGCAUAUUGUGGGUUAAUAAUUACGAAGUUCUAUUGUCUCAGUUGGUAAAGCUACAAAACAAAGCUAUGAGAAUCAUCAACAAUGUACCAAUUCGUGACCAUGUUACUCCCCAUUAUGUAAGCCUCGGCCUAAUUAAGCUUCCUGACAUAAUUAAAUUGAGUACGUGUCAACUAUUCUACGGUUAUAUUGUAGACAAAAAAUAUUCUAAUUUUGCCCUUUCUUUUGUAUCUGAGAUCCAUGAUUAUGCCAUUAGAAGUACAUCUUCUCAACACCUGAACCCCAGCCCCUUCAGAAUAAAUAAAUUCUUUCCAACAGUUAUAGGGUGCUACUAUUCGAAUGAUAUUCCUAUAUCUAUACGGGAGAAGCCCACUUAAAACCUUUUUAAAAGAGCACUUUUCUCACGUUACCUUUCCCAGUACUGAUUAAUGUCUUCCUCUGACCAUGUUUUAUUUAAAUAUUUGUUGUUUAAGGUGUGAUUCCUAUUCCUUCUCUUAUAUAUUGUAUCUUACAUUUGUAUCUUAUUGUAUCGCUUCUUUUUACUGUAUGAAAAAUUGUAAUUUAAGGUAAAGAGUAUCUAAUUAGCUCGCUAUAUUAUGCCCUUCUCCACCCUCUUAUCUUACUUGUAAUUAUUCAUCAGACUCUAAUCUAUCGAAAUGGAGGAGAAAAAAAUAAAUACUUACACUAAUACAGCUAGAUAUAUGCAGAUACACAACAGGAGGCAGAGAGCAAAUAUCCAUCAAUUCAGAGAAAACACAAACAUGUAUUGCUACUACAUUUCAGACCACCUUCCAUUAUGACUCGCAGUAUUGGAGCAAUUACAAUGAAUACAACCUCCCUGGUGGAGAGACUGGGUUUGACAAACAGGAAACAAAGCUACCCACCUACUGGAACACCUCCUUCUCCAAAAUAUGUCUCGGAAUGAAGAUCGGCGAACAGCUCAAGUUCAUUGUCAUCAACAAGCAAGCUGACUCUCUGCACUCACUGAUCGCUGAUGAGCAAUACCGUAACACCUCACUGGGUCGUGACGAGUGGAAAAAGUUGAUUGGCAGCGAGGCCUCAUUACAGAAAAACUGCAACAUGGAAGGAUUCAAUGCCUUUAGUACUUGGAGUAAUCGUUCUAGAGUCAGAAUUGGUAUUGUUAGCAAUAACGAGAACGACUGCCACACGUGCAACUCUUUGAUUGGAUUUGGUACAGGAAGCCACCCUAAUCAUGGAAAAUCUUGCGGAAACCAGGCCGACGAGUCAAGUCCAGAUAAUGGAUGGAAGAGUAUUAAAGCCAUGGGGUACAUAUUAGUGCAAUAA
Molecule: messenger RNA, 1893 nt
Organism: Pocillopora meandrina
Lineage: Eukaryota; Metazoa; Cnidaria; Anthozoa; Scleractinia; Pocilloporidae
Source: the annotation of a GenBank genome assembly